Messenger RNA from Fonsecaea pedrosoi CBS 271.37, 1392 nucleotides. RefSeq lists its product as uncharacterized. NCBI's taxonomy places the organism in Eukaryota, Fungi, Ascomycota, Eurotiomycetes, Chaetothyriales, Herpotrichiellaceae. The transcript is spliced from 2 exons. The coding region runs from base 1 to 1392 and encodes 463 amino acids. The record is from RefSeq and is a predicted model, not a curated record. Gene Ontology annotation, cellular component: COP9 signalosome. Gene Ontology annotation, biological process: protein deneddylation.
AUGGCUGAACCUUCGGACAAUCCUCUCCUGUCUUCGAAGCCCUCCGAAAGUGACCUCACCGUCUCUCUCCAUCCACUUGUUCUCCUCACAAUAUCGGACCAAGUCACAAGACAUUCGCUGCGAAAACAGACAGGCCCCGUGGCGGGAGGGCUUCUUGGGCAGCAUAAGGGUAGGGAAAUUACAGUGGAACAUGCUUUUCCUGCCGUCUUAGUGAGAAGUCCCGAAGGACAAUGGCAGUUUGACAUUGCGUGGCUGGACUCGAGGAUCCAACAAUAUGUUGCGGUCCACAAAUCCCCCGCCCUGGUUUUCGUCGGCUGGUUCACGCUUUGUUCACCUGAAGGACCUAUGCCCGAAUUCGUACCCCUACAGGAACAGGCGACCGAUUGCUGCAAUGAAAACGCCAUUCUCUUGGCCUUGCACCCUGAAGCAAUCCAAUCCGGAGAUUCUGGAGAAGGAAAACUGCCCAUCACGAUUUAUGAGAGUGUCGACGACCGUGAACAGCCCAGGGAUGAUGGGACAAUGCAACCCGACGGAGAAGAGGGAUCAAUGCAGAUUGACAGAGAAGAGCCAUCCGGCAUAAAGUUCCGCCAAAUACCGUACACGAUCGAGACAGACGAGACGGAAAUGAUUGCAAUAGAUUAUGUCGCCAAGGGCGCAGGUGGUGCAACGGCAAUCGAUGAUGCGGUGUCCGAGGAGCCUACUCCAAAGUCAUCUGAACUUCCUCAGACUGACAGAAAGGGCAAGAAGCGAGCAGACCCACAACCAGACACUCCCGACAUGUUGGAAACAGGUAGCGCAGAGAAACCACUGAAGGCGCUCAAUCCGGAAGAAGAAGACCAGAUCGCCAAUAUAACGACCCGGCUCAACGGUGUAAGGAUGCUGCAGUCACGUCUUCAACUCCUGAGCAGCUUCAUCCAGUCCCUUCCACCCUCAUAUGUCUCUGCUCCAAGCACUGGCACGGAAAGUCUACGACUGACGCCGACAACACCGGACCCAUCGCAACUCCCUCACUUACGCAACAUCCAAGCUCUGCUCACACGCCUCUCCCUGCUCACCCCGGCCACAGAAUCAUCCCAAGAACACCCUUUGACAUCUGCUUCCCUGGCGCAAUCCAACGAUGUUUCUCUCGUCAGCCUCCUCGCCCUGCUCGGUCAAGACAUCCAGGCACUUUCCGAACUUGGUCGCAAAGCCGUCACCGUGGAGGCGAACAAGAGUAGUCCCAAAGGCAAGCAUCAAGGGUCCGGAGGGGCGAAGGGUGCAGGUGCAGGCGGAGGCGGCACAGGAGGCGGGACAGGGCCCGGUGCACAAAGUGGCCUCACAAGCAUGGACGAAAGCGACCUGUUUCCUGGGUUUGGCGGAGUGAGCAGUGCUGGGGCGUCGGCUAUGGUUUAA